GGUGGAUCUUUCUCUCUCGUCGGCCAUCUUCUCCUCCAUCUCCGAGCCGGCGAUCCGAUCUCUGAGACGCCGACGCCGCCGCCGCCGCUAUGGGGUUCGUUUCUUUUGCGGGGAGAGUCCUCUUUGCAUCAGUCUUCCUCCUCUCCGUCUACCAGGAGUUUAUUGAGUUUGGAGUUGAUGGUGGACCAGCAGCAAAGCUUCUUGCUCCAAAGUACAAUACUUUUGUAAAUCAUAUCACCUCACACCUAGGAUUAAAAGUCCCUGAAGUUGAUAUGAAGCAUAUAGUUUCUGCAGCCAUAGCCCUGAAAGGGCUAGGUGGGCUUCUAUUCAUCUUUAGCAGUUCCUUUGGAGCGUAUCUUCUGCUGCUUUACUUGACUUUUGCGACACCCAUCUUGUUCGAUUUCUACAACUAUGAUAUUCAAAGGCCAGAAUUCGUAGAACUUUUUUCCAAGUUCACACAGAAUUUAGCCCUAUUUGGUGCGUUGCUCUUCUUCCUAGGUAUGAAGAACUCGAUUACAAAGAGGCAUUCCAAGAGGAAGGCUCCAAAAACAAAGGCAGCUUAAAGGUGGAGAAAACCAGAUGGGUGUGGCAAAAUAGUAGUGCAUUAGGAAUUUGAAUGCCUUUGUAAAAGAUUUUUCCUAGAUUCAUUCCAAGAACAUCAUUUUGUAGUUCUAAAAACUCUUUGUUGCCUUUUGUUUUCUUGAAUUCAGUCAUCUGAGUUGUCUAAUUUGAUAUCAUGGAUUGUUUUAUUAUACACUAUUUAUUUGAUCUCGAUCAAGAUAUUGCAAGUUUAAGUUGGAA
Zingiber officinale is the source of this 801-nucleotide messenger RNA. RefSeq lists its product as uncharacterized. The transcript is spliced from 5 exons. Lineage: Eukaryota; Viridiplantae; Streptophyta; Magnoliopsida; Zingiberales; Zingiberaceae. Bases 90 to 563 code for a protein of 157 amino acids. The record is from RefSeq and is a predicted model, not a curated record.